AUGGGUUUUCUAGAUCACCAGCAUCAGCAAGCCCAGCAUUCUAGGGCGGAAGAAAGGCGCGAGCCCCCAAGAGAAGAGGAGUCUUAUCGACGGGAUGAGAAUCCGCAGAGGCCGGGACAAGAUGAUGGUCAUGGCGAGGCGGCCGAGUCUCUUGACUUGUCGUUUGUGCAACAGCGGCAGGAAAGAAGAUUGCAGCAGUUAGAGGAGGAGAUGGCCGCCCUAAAGCCGAAGACCGGAGAAGCUCAGGGACCAAGGAUAAAUCAGCCCCUUAGCCUAGAGAUCAUGGCGGCCAUACCACCGGAGCGUCUCCGUAUCCCAGCCAUUAAGCCUUACGCAGGGACCUCUGACCCGAUGGAUCACUUUGAUCUCUUUACCUCGCAUAUGAUGGUACAGGACGCCUCAGACGCGAUGUGGUGUAGGGUUUUCUUGGCCACCUUGGAGGGGCAUGCACGGGCUUGGUAUUCAAAUCUGGCUCAUCAUUCCAUCGUAAGUUUUGCGCAACUCCGAGGCAGCUUUCUGGCGCAUUUUGCACCUCUUAAAAGACACCGAAGGUCUACCAUGGCCUUGGUAAGUAUGAAGCAGAACCAAGGAGAGCCCUUGAAGGAUUUCGUUUCACGAUUUAAUAUGGAAGCCUUGAGCAUUGAGAACUUUGACCACAGCUUAGCUAUGGUGGCAUUCCAGAACGCCCUGAGGCCCGGCCCUUUCGCCCAAUCAUUAGCCAAAACGCCUCCGAAAAUCCUGGCUACUAUUGAGGGAAAAGACUAUUUGAAAAAGCCUCGGCCGAUGAAGGCACCAUCCGACAAAAGGAACAGAAGUAAAUAUUGCCGAUUUCAUCGAGAUCAUGGUCAUGACACUGAGAAAUGUCACCAAUUAAAGGAGGAGAUUCAGGAACUUAUCAAUCGGGAUUUCCUGAGGAGCUACGUGGCUAAAACAGGUGAUUCUCGGGGAAGAAAGGAUCGACGGUCGCGAUCGAGAAGCCCCCCCAAGAGGGACUGCACGGAGGAUCGAAAUCGGGCCCAGCAGGAGAGAUCACAUCGAAGAGAAGACGAUCAUCCUCAGCCUCUGAUAUUCCAUACACUCGCAGCCGGGGAGGUUCCAGUCAUGGAGGAUGAAAAAAGUAGUGCGGUCCGGCUGAAAAGAUCGAGGAAUGUGGAUCCAAUCUCUUUUUCAGAUAGCGACCUCUUGGGAUACCCGACUCAAAAUGACCCACUGGUGAUAACAGCUGAACUCGGGAAGUGGGAACUUCGGCGGAUCCUCGUGGAUCCAGGAAACUCUUCAGAAAUCUUGUAUCGGCAAGUCUUAUUAGGCAUGGGGUAUGAAAUGACACAGUUGAGGGCAGCGAGGGUCCCUUUGGUGGGAUUUGAUGGUGAAGCCGUAUACUCAGAAGGGAUCAUUCAGCUCCCAUUGACAGUAGGGAGAGGUUCCCGCACUUCUCGAGUUAUGCUAGACAUCCUGGUAGUAGACGUACCUUCGGCUUACAACAUGAUUCUAGGAAGAUCUGGUCUCAAUGCCCUCCGAGCCAUUCCAAGCACAUAUCAUAUGAUGAUGAAGUUUCCCACAAAUAGAGGGAUAGGCGAAGUGCGGGGAGAUUUGCGCUUAGCCUGUGAAUGUUACAUGGCCUCUAUAGGCAUUGCGAAGAGUAAAGAAGCAGGGUCGCAGAAGGACGCUGACCCCCCGAAGGAGGUCAGUUUUUUACUAGAAGGACCCGAAGAUCCCAAAACAGCAGAGCCGGUGGAUGAAUUGAAAGAAGUACCUCUGGAAAAGGAUUGCCCAAGCCGAUGCGUAAGAGUGAGUAUGGAGUUAAAGGACCCGCUAAGGAGUCAAAUAAUAUCACUCCUUAGACAGUAUGCGGAUAUCUUCGCGUGGACAACCCGGAACAUGCCAGGAGUAAAUCCAGAAGUAAUGACACAUAGGCUGAGGGUCCGAUCAGGUUUUCAGCAUGUCAGGCAGAAGAAGCGAAGCUUCGCCCCAGAUAGAGCUCGGGCAAUCGAGGAGGAGAUUGCAAAGUUAGCAUAA
Messenger RNA from Diospyros lotus (date-plum), 2016 nucleotides. RefSeq lists its product as uncharacterized. The coding region runs from base 1 to 2016 and encodes 671 amino acids. The transcript is spliced from 2 exons. NCBI's taxonomy places the organism in Eukaryota, Viridiplantae, Streptophyta, Magnoliopsida, Ericales, Ebenaceae. The record is from RefSeq and is a predicted model, not a curated record.